Ricinus communis (castor bean) is the source of this 1248-nucleotide messenger RNA. RefSeq names its product fe(2+) transport protein 1. Gene Ontology annotation, cellular component: plasma membrane. The record is from RefSeq and is a predicted model, not a curated record. NCBI's taxonomy places the organism in Eukaryota, Viridiplantae, Streptophyta, Magnoliopsida, Malpighiales, Euphorbiaceae. Gene Ontology annotation, molecular function: zinc ion transmembrane transporter activity. Bases 47 to 1102 code for a protein of 351 amino acids. Gene Ontology annotation, biological process: zinc ion transmembrane transport. The transcript is spliced from 3 exons.
UUUCUAUAGCUCCAACAUUGUUUAAAUAAAUACUAUACAUAGAAUCAUGGCUACGAGGGUAAAGCUCCGAUCGAAGAUGGUUGUUUCUCUGCUCAUAAUUCUCUCUUUUGCUCUAACAGCAUUUGCAGAAGAAUGCGAGUCGAAAUCAGAUGGUGGCGGUCGAGGGUGUCACGACAAGGCGAAAUCUUUGAAGCUAAAGCUGAUUGCAAUAGCUUCAAUCUUGAUUACUAGCAUGAUUGGAGUGUGUCUGCCGUUGUUCUCGCGCGCAGUCCCAGCUCUUAUGCCCGAUAGAGAUUUGUUUGCUAUUGUCAAAGCCUUUGCUUCAGGGGUUAUAUUAGCAACUGGGUACAUGCAUGUAUUGCCCGACUCUUUUGAUUGCUUGAGGUCCGAGUGUUUGCCUGAAAAUCCUUGGAGGAAGUUUCCCUUUACCACGUUUGUUGCCAUGUUGUCGGCUUUGUUCACGCUUAUGGUGGAUUCGUUUGCAAUGAGUUAUUAUAAGAAGUGGGGUAUUGAUAAUGGUGCAACUGGAGGUGGUCAUCAUCACCAUAUAAAAGGAGCUGAGGAAUUGGGGAAUCUUGCGGUUGAGGAUAACACUGAUGGGAAGGCUAAUUCGGAAGUAUUGCUAAGGCACCGUGUCGUGGCUCAGGUACUGGAACUUGGAAUUGUAGUGCACUCAGUAGUGAUUGGUCUGUCAAUGGGGGCCUCAGAUAAUCCAUGUACAAUCAGACCACUCAUUGCUGCUCUCUGCUUCCAUCAACUCUUUGAAGGAAUGGGUCUUGGAGGAUGCAUUCUACAGGCUGAAUAUGGGAUGAAGAUAAAAGCAAUGAUGGUGUUUUUCUUCUCAGCAACCACUCCAUUGGGUAUUGCACUAGGAAUUGGUUUAUCAAAUGUAUACAGUGAUAACAGUCCUACAGCUUUAAUUGUUGUGGGAUUAUUAAAUGCUUCAUCGGCAGGAUUACUGAAUUACAUGGCAUUGGUGGAUCUCUUAGCAGCUGAUUUUAUGGGACCUAAACUGCAGCAAAAUCUGAAGCUUCAGAUACUCGCAUAUGUUUCAGUUCUACUAGGAGCUGGAGGCAUGUCAUUAAUGGCAAAAUGGGCCUAGGCAGUCUAGAAUACGUAGACAGUUCGGAAUAUCUUCAUUUUUUGAAAUUAUUUUAAUUUUUUUUGUAAAAAUCUAGGAAUUUCUUUAUUUUUGAGAAUCAGGAAUGUCUUUGAUGAUUUAUUUGAGUAUCCUUGGUUUUACAGUAA